UCUCCAUCCUCCUUCUCUCAUCCCCCUCCUCUUCCUCUCAAGACUGAGGAUGAGUAAUCCAGCCGGUGAGGGAGGGGAGACGAGAGAGGUGCGCACACAGUGAGGGCGAGAGAGGAGGAGGAAGGGAGGAGACCAUUGCAUCGUCACCACCAUCAUCAUCGUCAGUGAACGUGCAAGACGACAGGCUGAGAAUUCAAAAAACCGUCCUGCUGAGCUGAGUCUGAUCGGAGCAGGCUAAUUCCUGAGCACUCACUGCCAGCGCAGGAGGAAGGAAUCAGGAGAGCAUCAUCCACGGCAACCGGAUUUCACUGAAAACCUGGACCACACCGCUGAGUGAGAGAAGGAUUUAUAUUUAACCUCCUUACAUCUGGCUGACCCACAGGGAUGAGGCUAAUUCGUGGGUUAAACCCUGAGUGAGUCAUCCUUUCGCCUGGAGGACAUGAUCGUACCCCAAGAAGCAAUCAGCAUCUUCCUGCCCCCUCAACAUGUAGCCAUCCAGGGACAGCGAGCGGGCUAAUAUCUGGAUCCAUCUUGGUGACGAGAGUCACUGCUGACCGUGUUGGACAUACUCCUCUUAGGACCUGGUUUAUCAGUGUGUCGGCAUGUUUUGCUUCUGCCUGCAGAGUUCCCUGCUUAAGCUCCAGGCUCUGGAUGUGGAAGGAGGGUCCUCGGGGGAGUCCCCAGAGGAGAGCCCCUCUGCCCUGGUCAGCAAGGAGCAGAAGAGCCCCUGCGUCCCCAUCGAGUUGGGGGGGAAGGACGGGAGGACGACAGCUCUCUGCCACAGAGCCCCGACAGAUGAGAACCACCCACCAGAGCUCCUGACGGUCCUGACCAGACCUUCACAACCCCCCAGACACCAGCCGUUAGCUUCCAUCCGUCCCAGCCAGCAGCCCCUGGUCUCCGACGGGACAUUGUCCCCCAGUCCUCAUCAUUCCCCACAGAGGAGCAGCCCUGGGGGUGAGGUUGGAGGAGGAGGAGAUGGAUCGGAGGGGGGAGGAGGAGGAGGCGGAGCUCUUCUCCAGCUGCUGGCAGGCCUCCCCAGCCCACUCCCCUCCCCACGCUGCUGCAGCCCCAGCCUGAGGUUCAACUCCGACCCAGAUACAGCUCCAUCACCACCCUGCAGCCAGCAGUACAUGCUGUGCAGGAGUCUCGGGGACAGGACUGAGGUCUCAGAGGACGAGUGUCCAUCGUCCAUCCCUUUCCUCACUCGACACAUUCAAAGCCUGAAGAAGAGGGUUCGCAGGUUUGAGGAUCAGUUUGAGCAGGAAAUGAACUACAAGCCGUCCCACAAUGAUAAAUAUUCAAACCCGGAGAUGAUCAGAGUGAUGAGUGAGCUGGCAAAAGCUCGGAAACAACUUAAAGAGUUGAGACUUCGACAGUCGGUGUUUGAGUCAAAGGAGCAAGAAUCCAGCGAAACAUGCAGAUCGGGUUCCGGUCAGCAGGGGGCGUCGGACCACAACCCAUCUCUAGAGGAAACUGUGGAGUCUCUAUUCAGGCGGCUGAGAGAAAAGAGACAGUCUCUAGGUCUCCCUGACAACAUGAAGGAGAUGACGCAGGCACAGAUGGUCCUGGAGAAGAUCACACUGCAGAAAUGUCUGCUGUACUUUGAGAGUGUUCACGGCCAACCAGGAACGAAGCAGGAGAAGAACCUGGUGAAGCCUCUUUACGACCGGUACCAGAUGAUCAAACGGUUACUGUGUGCCAGCCCCACCAUCACUACCAUAGAGGAAGAGGAGGGCUCAGAUGAAGAGUCUCUGACCUCCUCUGUGGUAAGUGAUGUUCUAGUGCCGCCUUCUUGCAGAGUGACGUGGCCAGCUGCCAAUGAGGAGGACAGCGACCGGGACAGCGACCCGGCCUUCGUGUCCCCAAUAGACGAGGUGAAAGCCGUCCGUCAGCACGGAGCUCUCAUCACGGCCAACCUGCAUGAAGCGUCCAGGUCUCAGCUGCUGGAGUGUUUGCGGCAAACCAGAGCUGAGAAGAAGAUCAGGAGAAAAGUUCUGAGGGAGUUCGAGGACGAGUUUUACCGUCAGACCGGUCGAGUCUGCCAGAAGGAGGACCGCACUCCGAUAAAGGAGGAAUACCAGGAAUACAAACAGCUCAAAGCCAAACUGCGGCUGCUGGAGGUUCUGCUCAGUAAACAGGACGUCAACCAAACCCCCUGAAGGCAAACAACAGAAGUAAACUACGAAAAAAAAUAAAACUAUCAAAUGUUAGAAAUUAGUGCCAUACAUCAUCUUCAGAAUAGCAGUAUUUCGACACAAUGUCUGAAAUGAUUCCGUCACCUUUUCCACAUGUUUCUCACACAUUUCUGAUGUGUUUCAAACAUGUUUUCAGGUCUUCAAUCUAAUAUGUCAUCAGUUCAAUAUACUGCACAAGUGCAAAAUCCAUUUAGAGCGUCAUUUAUCCCACAGUAAUUUUCUGAUAUCUGAACAAAACUUCCAUAUGUGUUUGUAGUUUAUACGGUUUGUCCAAAGCGACCACGAUCGAUGGAAAACAUGUUCAUAAAGUGUUUAAAAGGUUCUCUUCAUGAGGCUAAAGUGUGGUUGAAGUGUUGCCCGUGUGUGUUCGUAUGUGUGAAACUGUGUGACUUUGUGUUUGAUGUUUCCGGCGUGAGCCGCUCCCGGUUUUCCCUCUAUUUCCUCUUAAACUGCCCUGAAGCUGAUCAGUCAAAACGCCCGGACUUCUGCUCCGGUCGGCCCAGUUUAAUGUGAACAAACAUUCCUUCAAUCUCUGACAUUCAUUCUUUUUUAAAAUAAAAAACAAAGGGGUCUGUUUUCAUUGGUGAAGAAAGUUGCACAGAUGGUUGAGAUGCUUUCAUUUUGUUUUACCAAAUGAAGACGACCAACUUUUACUUAAACAAAAAAAGAAAAAAAAGAAAGGUUAUCAGAUCCACAUUAUUCCUGGCUGUAGGAUUAAAACAUUAGUUACGUCCAGCACAAUAAUGGCAGCUGCUUAAAAAUACUUCGUAUAUUUUAACAAAUAUCACAAACUUGAUUGAAUCUCAAACAUGUCUGAACAUGCCAACUUUUAGCAAUCUUUUCAGUUACAAAUUUAAUCCAACAAACCUUGGCCAUAUAUUGGUUAUUUUAGGAAUGCUCAAUAAAAAUAGUCUGAUCAACAACUUAUGUGCUCUUAACUCAUUUAAAAACAUUGAAAUCACCAAAUGAAUUCCAUCCUAAAUAUUAAUUUUUCGCCCCCAACACUGUGACCGUCUGUCUGUAGCUAAGAAUCUGACAAGGCGGACAAAUAUUUCAUUUUAUUUCAAUGCCGAUCCUGAAGGUACUGGCAUGAUGAUGAUAUUCAAAUUCAAAAAUCCCAUUUAAGAUGUAAAGGCUGAUGUUCCUACGUGUUUUUAAUCACUAUAUGCUCAAUCAGAGGCCGCUUGUCUAUAUGCUGAAAUGUUAUCGAAUGAAGUUUUCAACAAUCUAUGAAACGCAUCACAGCAUCCAGGGAUAAAGUGGAUCCGCAAGCAGGUUUCUCAAAGCAGAUAUAAUGAAAAGAAAAAUAUUUUAAAAAGUGUUAACUUAAAUAUAUAUAUUUUUAAUAGUUGUGGUUCAAAAUUAAAGACAGUAAAUAACAUAUAAGGUGGCACCUUUCAGUUAUUCAAUGUUUAUAGUCAAAAUUCAGUUUGCAUUCCAACAGACUGGAGACAUAAUUUGACUGAAGCCACAAUAGUUUUUACAUUUAUAUUUUUUUAAAUGUUUUAGCAUUUGUGCCUUUAAUAAUCACAGAGAUAUUAACAAUGUUGACAUGAAGCUGUGACUCAAACAUGAGAACAAUCUGUUACGCUUUAGCUCCGGUUUAGGGAAAAAAAUAUGAUUUGUUUUUAAUCCGAAAGAGCUGCUUCCUAUUAUAAAGUAGAACCAAAAGAUUAGAAUUAUUUUUAAUUAUUCACUUAUAUUUAAAUAUGUUUGUUGCUGUUGGUCAGAAUGGUUUUGAGAAGAAAAUAUGGAGGGAUCCUCUGCUCCAGCAUCAUCAAUCUACCUGUGAAGUCACUUUAAGUGCAGGAGGACAUCCAUCGCUCAGUGUUUAAUCCGACUGCUGAAUGAACAGAGAUGCAUGUUUUAAUACAUCCAAGCACUUUAAAUUUUCAAAAAGGGAAAAAUCAUUUUCACCCAAAAACUCAAUAUGCAAACGGGUUUAAGUUGCUCUGGUGACGUUUAGUUUUCCAUAUCUUCAACGCAUAAGAGUUUCAGUUGUUAGGGAUAAGAGUGCCGACAGAUAAUCUGUAAAUAUCUGUGAAUGUGCGAGAUGUCGAGAGAGAGAGAGAGAGAAAAAAAGGGCUUCCAGAGGCUGCAGGGCUCAAAUGUCGAACGUCACAUGAGUAACGUCUGUGCGUCAGUCGAUCCAAACAGUUAUAUGCUGAGUGAACCUGGAGAACAAAUCCGUUUUUUCAGAGUUUGUGAUGAUGAUUCAUAUUGCAGCCGACUUAAAAGGAAAAAAAAAACAAAAAAAAAAACAUCACAUGUUCAAAACUAAAAAUGUACUCCAUUGUUGAGGAACAGCAUGUGUAAAAUAAUCAUAAUCGAGCUUGUGGGUUCCGUUAUGUACAAAGAAACCUUGGUAGUCUUCUGUAACCCGAUCUCUCUGAUGAAAUGUGUUUUACUUGACCGAGGUUUAGUUGUCCGCCGACUUCCUGAAACCGCCGAAUGCACGUCAGUGUUGCUGUAGUGACCUUAUCCAUGCUGCUGUGACGAUUAUUAUUGUUCCUGUAAUGUAUAACCCUGGCCUGGCUGAGACAUUU
Molecule: messenger RNA, 4744 nt
Organism: Poeciliopsis prolifica (blackstripe livebearer)
Lineage: Eukaryota; Metazoa; Chordata; Actinopteri; Cyprinodontiformes; Poeciliidae
Product: protein FAM13A-like
Source: RefSeq, a predicted model, not a curated record